Messenger RNA from Aureobasidium pullulans EXF-150, 734 nucleotides. RefSeq lists its product as uncharacterized. NCBI's taxonomy places the organism in Eukaryota, Fungi, Ascomycota, Dothideomycetes, Dothideales, Saccotheciaceae. The transcript is spliced from 3 exons. The coding region runs from base 264 to 734 and encodes 156 amino acids. The record is from RefSeq and is a predicted model, not a curated record.
UUGAUUCCUGCAAUCCUUUCUCUGCCACUCUCAACGUGCUUCACAUGGUGUCAAUGCUGUGUGGGUAGGUCGCCUAGUCUUCUCGAGGUAGGUCUGCAAUCUCAACUAUAAGACUCUGUCUGUCGUUCUGCCUGUCCAGCCUUUCUCUCUACAUCGAAUAUCAAAUUUGCAUACAUACAAAGCUUCUGCCAAAUAUCAUCAAUCGUCCACUUAGUCGCCAGCGCCAACCCAUAUAUCGACACAUCUCACUGCACAACUUCAACAUGACCACCACGAAUUGGAGCUACGGCUUUCUCAUCACUUUCUGGGUACUGCAAAUUCUCGUCUGUAUCGUUGGCUGGUUCUUCGGCGCCGUCGCACUCAACGUCAAAUCGUUGUUCACUGACCACCACAAUGUCGAAGGCGCGGGUAGAGCCCUCGAAACCAGUGGUGCCAUCUGGAUAUCAUUCUCCAGUGUCAGCUUCAUCCUAAUCGUCGCCGAAAUCGUCAUGUUAGCUAAGCAUGAUCUACGCCCUGCAUUUGCCGUCGCAUCUGGUGCCAUCAAGACUACCUUAUGGUUGGUCGUAUUCAUCAUCGCGCUUUCCAACAUAGCGUUGGGCUCCUUCAGUGUUAUCACACUCAUCGUUUACGCAAUAUUUCUGGUUAUGUUCGCUAUUCCUUUGGUCUACACUUCUUACAUGCUCCGACGCCAUCGCAAAAUACUUUACACUCCUGUUGUCACGCAGUCUGUUUGA